AUGGCCUCAGCCGCAGGCGCAAAAAUCAUCGACGGUGUUGCCAUCGCAAAGUCGAUCCGCGAUGAGGUCGCCGCGCAGAUCCGCGCUCUGCAGGAUCAGCAUCCUCGCUUCCAGCCGCAGCUUGCCAUCAUACAGGCUGGCGCGCGUCCAGACUCGGCGGUGUAUGUACGCAUGAAGGCCAAGGCCGCCGAGGAGGUCGGCAUCAACUUCAAGCACAUCACCAUCCCUGGCGAAACCGAGGUCGAUGAGGUUGUUGAUAUCGUGAAGAAGCUGAAUGACGAACAGACCGUCAGCGGGAUCUUGGUCCAGCUCCCUCUCGGUGAUCAUGUGGGUGCUGACGGUGAGCGGACUGUCACGGAGGCCGUUAGCCCCGAGAAGGAUGUCGAUGGGUUCCACGCCUAUAACAUUGGACACCUCUCUUCUCGCGCGUCCGACCCAUUGUUCACCCCAUGCACUCCCACGGGUGUGAUUCGGCUGUUGGAAUCUACUGGCGUUUCUAUUGCUGGAUCCCAGGCGGUCGUCCUUGGGCGUAGCGAUAUAGUUGGAAGCCCCGUCGCAGCUAUGCUGAGGAACCGCGAUGCUACUGUCACUCAGUGUCACAGUCGUACGAAGAAUCUUCCAGAAAUCGUGAGGUCGGCCGACAUUCUCGUCUCUGCAAUUGGCAAGCCCGAGUUUGUCCAAGGCUCGUGGUUGAAGCCAGGCGCAGUCGUAAUCGACGUUGGCACGAACUACAUCCCCGAUGCCACGAAGAAAUCAGGUCAGCGCCUCGUCGGGGACGUCCACUUUGCUUCCGCAUCUGCUGUCGCGUCCUACAUCACUCCCGUACCUGGAGGCGUAGGUCCGAUGACGGUCGCAAUGCUGAUGGCGAAUACCCUUCGUUCGGCCGAGCGCCUUUGGCAGAAGGAGCGCGACCUGAAGCUGAAGCCCCUGAAAUUGGAUAUCCUAGCCAAGGUUCCGAGCGAUAUUGAGAUCGCCAUGGCCCAGACGCCGAAGCCAGUCGCCCAGCUUGCGUACGAAAUCGGUCUGCAACCUGAUGAGGUCGAGAGCUACGGCAAGUACAAGGCGAAGGUGGAAUUGGGUGUCUUGGACCGCUUGGCCCAUCGCAAAGACGGCAAGUACAUCUGCGUUUCUGGUAUAACGCCAACGCCGCUCGGCGAGGGUAAGUCCACCACGACCAUUGGUCUGGCGCAGGCCCUUGGAGCGCACCUCGGUCGUCCGGCGUUUGCUUGCGUUCGUCAACCUAGUCAGGGUCCUACGUUCGGUAUCAAGGGCGGCGCGGCUGGUGGAGGAUACAGCCAGGUCAUCCCAUGGACGAGUCGUCAGUUCAACCUGCAUUUGACCGGCGACAUCCAUGCUGUUACCGCAGCAAACAACUUGCUCGCUGCCGCAUUGGAUGCCCGUAUGUUCCAUGAGGCCACCCAGUCUGACAAGGCUCUGUACUCACGUCUCGUCCCUGCCAAAAAGGGCAAGCGUGAAUUCGCACCUCUUAUGUUCAAGCGUCUGAAGAAGCUCGGCAUCGACAAGACGAACCCUGAUGACCUCACGCCAGAGGAGAUUAACCGCUUUGCGCGCCUCGACGUGGACACCGACACCAUCACUUGGAACCGUGUCCUCGACGUCAACGACCGUUUCCUCCGGAAGAUUACUGUCGGUCAAGCACCGAGCGAGCAGGGUCAUGAGCGUGUUACAGGCUUCGACAUCUCCGUCGCCAGUGAGUGUAUGGCGGUACUGGCAUUGACGACGAGUCUCGAGGACAUGCGUGAGCGGCUCGGUGCGAUGGUCGUCGCUACGAGCAAGCGCGGGGACCCUAUCACUGCUGACGACAUUGGUGUCGGCGGUGCUCUGGCUGUCCUCAUGAAGGACGCGAUCAAGCCAAAUUUGAUGCAGACCUUGGAGGGUACUCCCGUCUUCGUACACGCCGGACCGUUCGCCAACAUCGCGCACGGUAACUCUUCCAUCUUGGCGGACAGAGUCGCUUUGAAGCUGGCUGGCACUGAAGAGGGCGAUUCGUCGGACCGUGUCGGAUAUGUUCUGACAGAAGGUGGCUUCGGAGCUGACAUGGGACUGGAGAAGUUCUGCAACAUCAAGUGCCGAACCAGUGGCUUGAAGCCUGAUGCAGUCAUCAUCGUUGCGACGACCCGUGCGUUGAAGAUGCAUGGCGGAGGACCAGACGUGACCCCUGGAAAGGCGCUUCACGAGACGUACACCAAGGAAAAUCUGGGAACUCUGGAGGAGGGCUGCAAGAACCUCGUCAAGCACAUCCAGAACUCGCGGAAGUUCGGCUUGAAGGUUAUUGUCGCUAUCAACCAGUUCUCCUCCGACACGCCUGCCGAACUUGACCUCGUCCGUCAACAGUCGCUCGCCGGAGGUGCCGAUGCCGCGGUUGUCAGCAACCACUGGGCAGAAGGUGGUGCCGGCGCGCGUGCGUUGGCUGAGGCCGUCAUCGCGACCUGCGAAGGGCCGUCUGACUUCAAGUUCCUGUACGACCUCAAUCUUCCGAUCGCGGACAAGAUUUUAGCAAUCUGCAAGGAAGUCUACGGCGCAGAUGGUAUCGACCUGAGCGAGGCUGCGCAGAAGCAAAUCGAGACUUACACUCGUCAAGGCUUCGGCGACCUCACCAUUUGCAUGGCCAAGACACAGUACUCGUUCUCUCACGACCCGAAGAAGAAAAACGUUGCGUCCGGCUUCACUGUUCCCAUUCGUGAGGUUCGCUUGUCGGCCGGUGCAGGGUUCUUGUAUCCCCUGUGUGGUGACAUGCAGACAAUGCCAGGUCUUGGAACACGUCCAGGCUUCUGGGAAGUUGGCCUGGACCCUGAGACUGGCAGGGUUGUCGGCCUGUUCUAG
Messenger RNA from Fomitopsis serialis, 2844 nucleotides. Its product is annotated as FTHFS-domain-containing protein. NCBI's taxonomy places the organism in Eukaryota, Fungi, Basidiomycota, Agaricomycetes, Polyporales, Fomitopsidaceae. The coding region runs from base 1 to 2844 and encodes 947 amino acids. Gene Ontology annotation, molecular function: methylenetetrahydrofolate dehydrogenase (NADP+) activity; methenyltetrahydrofolate cyclohydrolase activity; ATP binding. The transcript is spliced from 12 exons. Gene Ontology annotation, biological process: tetrahydrofolate interconversion. Gene Ontology annotation, cellular component: cytosol. The record is from RefSeq and is a predicted model, not a curated record.